Molecule: messenger RNA, 2319 nt
Organism: Diplodia corticola
Lineage: Eukaryota; Fungi; Ascomycota; Dothideomycetes; Botryosphaeriales; Botryosphaeriaceae
Exons: 2
Coding region: 1-2319 (772 amino acids)
Source: RefSeq, a predicted model, not a curated record
AUGGCCGCAAUCCACCUGAAAGACCGCUUCGAGGUCACCACUCACCCGGCCGUCAUCACCCCCUUCGAAGACGUCGACGACCCACUCCUUGACGCCGACCUGCCCGUCCAGCCCGUCGAGCGCGACGACUACUACAUCUUCGGUCCUCCAUCGCAAUCCUCCGACGGCCGCUACACCAUCAAUUCGCAUAGCUCCGGCCGCGGCCGUCGCUUCUCCAACCGCACCCAGCUGACCGAGCCAAGCGGCCCACCAUGGCCAUGGCGAGCAGCCCCGCCAUCUCCCCCACCAAAACCUCCCACCGCGACAUCACCGCCUACCGCAGCAGCCUCCCCGACGCCGCCUCCUCCCCCGACGUCAAGCCCAAGCCGCUCCGCCACCACCGCAGCAGCCACCAACACCACCACCACCUCCUCAUCCCCCACGGCCGAAGAAGCAGAAGACGAAGAAGAAGACGAAGACGAAGAAGAAGAAGUCCUCUGCCCCGAAUGCCACGCCCACCUCCCCGCUGCCAGUACCGCCACCACCUCGACCAACUACUCCUCCUCCUCCACCCGCUGGACCAUCAAAACCUACGCCGCCAACGGCCUGCUCGCCUCCCCCGGCGCCUGGGCCGCCGCCUGGGCCGAGAUGGAGCGCGUCGACGUCGCCAUCACCCCGCACCUGACGGCCGCCCAGCACCGCGCGCUGCAGCGCGAGGCGAGGGCCGAGCGGGAGAGGGAGAGGGAGCAGCGCCAGCAAGCAGAGGCGGCCGCUAAAGAGGAGGAGCAGCGUGCGGCGGCGGAAGCGGCGGCGGCGGCGGAGGAGAAGGAGAAGGAAGAGAGGGAGAAGGAGAAAGAGGAGGAGCGUGUCCGCGCUGCUGCUGAUGCUGCCGCCGCCGCCGCUGCUGCCUCUGAGCUAGCGGCCGCAGAGGCGGCGGCAGCAGCAGCAGCAGAAGCAGCGCAACGAGAAGCCGAAGCCGCCGCCGAAGCCGCCGCCAAAGCCAAAGCCGAAGCCGAGGCCGAACGCGAACUCGCCGUCGCAGCAGCGCGUGCAGAGGAGCAGGCCGCGGCGGCGCAGCGCGCGGAAGCGGUGCAAGCGGAGGUCGAAGGGCGGGAGCAGGCGGCGGAGGCGCAGCGGCUGCGGCUGAUCGGCGACGCGGCGGUGGCGGCGGCGGCGGAGCGGAGGCUGGCCGAGGAGCGGGUGGGGAGGGAGGUGAAGGAGGCGGUGAGGCGGGAGAGGCGGCGGGUGAGGGAGGAGAGGGAGGCGAGGCUGGCGAGGGCGCGGGAGGCGGAGAGGCAGGUUUCGCUCGGUGCGUUGGUGGCGAGGGCGGCGUGGGUGGUGCUGGCGGAUUGGAGGAAUUGGGUGUUGGUCGUGGGGUUGGUGUGGGCGCUUUGUGUGGGAGGUGUGAGGGAGACGGCGGAUGUGAUGGAGGUGGGUAGCCGGCUGGGGUUCGACGGGGUGGAGCUGCUGCCGGGUGUUGGCUUCGACAAUGUGACGGUGGACCUGCAGCUGGAGAAGGAGGCGUUGGUCCUGCAUACGUCUACCGUCACCGCUACCGCUACCGCUACGCAGACGUCGACCGCGAUCGUCACGGCCUUUGUCCUCGAGACGUUGAGCCCUCAAGCCCCCGCUGUUGACGAAGAGCUACCGGAGGAGCCUGCCGCCGCCGACCACACUCUCGGUCGUAUGGCGGCUCAAGACGUCGAGGACUUCAAGGACACCGUCUUCGCGGCGACGACCGAGAUCCUCGCCACCGCUUUCGCGAAGAUGGAAGCCAUCAUCUCCGCCCUGCCUGUUGUCGACGAAGAGCCCCCCGCGGCCGAAGAAGCGUCGGAGCAGCCCGCCAGCGUCAGCCCGUCCGACCUACCCCCAUCUCCCACGCCCGUCGAUGAAACCGAAUCUAAGGAUGCCGUCUUCGCGGCGUCGACCGAGAUCCUCGCCACCGCCUUCGAGAAGAUGGAAGCCAUCAUCGCCGCCCUGACGGAGGCUUACGAGAGCGAGACGAAGGGUAUCCAGGACGAAGCGCUGCUUGCUGGGCAUGACGACGCUUCUUCUUCUUCUUCGUCGGUUUCCCCGGAAGCGCCGGUGGGUGACGACAACCACGAAUCCUUCACCCCGCCAACGGUACUGGACGUCAAGGCUGUGCCGUCGACGGACCUUGCGAGCGCCGCCGCCGCCGCCGUUGAGACUGAGAAGGUGCCUGAGGGGACGGAGGUGUGUAGCAAACGGUUCGAUCUUGCUGCCUAUCCAACGUGCGCGGCUCCCGGGACGUCGUUGAACAACCAGGGCGGAGUCGACUUGGCGUAUUUCGAUUUUGCGCCGGUUUGCUCGGCGUACUAG